Molecule: messenger RNA, 1371 nt
Organism: Hevea brasiliensis (rubber tree)
Lineage: Eukaryota; Viridiplantae; Streptophyta; Magnoliopsida; Malpighiales; Euphorbiaceae
Product: probable uridine nucleosidase 2
Exons: 9
Coding region: 145-1110 (321 amino acids)
Biological process (GO): purine nucleoside catabolic process
Cellular component (GO): cytosol
Molecular function (GO): purine nucleosidase activity
Source: RefSeq, a predicted model, not a curated record
GAAAAGCAAAAUGCUUUGUUAAAAAAAAGGAAAAGCAAAACACUUGGAUCUCACCUGUCACCCUUUGUACUUACCUUCUUUUUCAUCAUACAAUCGCUAUUUUCUGUACAAGGAAUCUGACACUGAUCCAUAUCCAUCAACGCCAUGGCCGCACAUCCUAAGAAGAUCAUCAUCGACACUGACCCUGGCGUUGAUGACGCCAUGGCAAUAUAUCUUGCGUUGAGAUCACCUGAAGUGGAGGUGAUUGGACUGACUACCAUUUAUGGGAACGUUUAUACCACUCUGGCUACCAGGAAUGCAUUGCAUUUGUUGGAGGUUGCGGGGAGGACUGACAUCCCAGUGGCUGAGGGAUCUCAUGUCACGAUAACGAAAGGUACAAAACUUCGCAUUGCUGAUUUUGUCCAUGGUGUUGAUGGACUUGGCAACCAAAAUUUUCCACCACCAAAAGGAAAGCCAAUUGAACAGUCAGCAGCCGCUUUUCUGGUUGAGCAGGCAAAUCUGCACCCUGGAAAAGUCACUGUGGUGGCAUUGGGCCCACUUACAAAUAUUGCUCUGGCUAUUCAAUUAGAUCCUGCAUUUGUCAAAAACAUUGGGCAGAUUGUUCUUCUUGGUGGUGCAUUCUCAGUAAAUGGGAAUGUGAAUCCAGCAGCCGAGGCAAAUAUUUUUGGUGAUCCGGAUGCUGCUGAUAUUGUUUUCACCAGUGGAGCAGAUGUUAUAGCUGUGGGGAUUAAUGUUACUCAUCAAGUUGUUUUGACAGAUGCUGAUCGAGACAAAUUGGUGCAGUCAAAUGGAAAGUUUGCUCAGUACUUGGCCAAAAUUUUAGAUGUGUACUUCUCUUAUCAUCAUGAGGUGUAUAACACCAGAGGAGUUUAUCUUCAUGAUCCUACAGCCUUUCUUGCAGCUGUUGAUCCUUCACUUAUGACCUACAUUGAGGGUGUUGUUAGAGUCCAAACAACUGGCAUCACAAGGGGAUUGACGAUAUUUUAUAACAAACAGAAGAGGUUUGCUGAAGAAACUGAAUGGUCUGAUAAGCCUACAGUGAAGGUAGCUGUCACAGUUGAUGCUCCCACAGUUGUCAAAUUGCUUAUGGAACGGCUUAUGGAAUCAUAAACCUUGCAGGUUAGAAUUCGCCAGUGAUUAGGAACUUCCUUUGGUGGUCAAAUGGCCACUGGUGAUGCAAUUAAAACUCCAUUGUUUUCAUGUGUAUUUUCUCUUGUGGGCAUGUGGUUGGUCAUUGGUCAUACUUUCCAAUUUGUUUCCUCUCGCACACCCCAGCAAGAGAUGGUUUUCUUGACGUUCUGAUAGACAUUGUUGUCCUAAUUUCUCUGGAAUUAUUGAUCAAAAUAAAGCACCCUGCCCUGUAUUUCUUUC